AUGGGAUUACCUCAAGAUACAUUGUCUCAUGAGGGCAUUUAUACCGAAAUACAGGAAGGAGAAGGCGCAGGAUUAAUCUAUGGAAAUGAGACGUUUGACGAAAUCAACGAAGUAUCAGAUGCAGAUUCUGACUAUCGGGAGUUUAACGCAUCAUUAGCCAAAUUUAGAGACUCAAUUUUAGGUCUAAAUGAAUCUAACAUAGAUGAUGCCGAUGAAUCCACGACUGUAGCAAAGUGGGAUGACGAGGAGCUAAGUCACGACACAGUUGCCAAAAAGCUACCACGCCAACAAAUAAGUCGCACUUCGCGGCCUAUUCGGGGAAGAGGUCCUCCGAGAGGCCCAAGAAAAGCUGUAGAACCAUCCGCAGAUAUAAAAAUGCGUCUUGGAAUCGCAAAUGAGUAUUUCCAGGCACAAAAUUAUCCAGAAGCUACAGCAGCAGCAGCUGAAAUAAUACGCAUCAACGCUGAAACAUAUGAAGCAUGGAAUUUGAUGGCAACUAGCCUUCACGAAAUGAAACAGCCUGAUAAUGCAUUAAAGGCUCUGAUGUACGCUGCUCACUUACGUCCUAAAGUACCGAUGCCAUGGGUGGUAGCCGCAGAAUAUGCUUUGAAUGAGAUGGGUCCUUUGCGAGAACAAUACCUAACAAACGCAGCAUUUUGUUUUGCUGGUGCAGUGCGAGCUAAUCCGAGAGAUAUAAAUACUCGUCUCAAGAAGGCUGCUGUUCUCGUUGAAAGAGGAUAUCUUAGGCAUGCUAUCGCAGAAUAUAGACAUAUUUUAUCCCGCUGUCCUCACGACCUGGGAAUACUUGAUACCCUAGCAGAGCUUAGCAUUGAUUGCUGCGAUGUGGAUAUAGUAAUCGAAUUAUACGCUAAAACCAUCGAACAUUACAGACUGAAUGAUGAUGUUUCCAGUACACCUUUUACCUGGUCUAAUCUUGACACGUACAUAACGCUCCUCGAAUUUGCUGGAGAAUAUGAAAAAGCGAUCUGGACUCUGAAAAACCUGUCUCGCUGGCUACUAGGACGGAAAGACGAAAGCUAUUGGGAUAAUAUUGAAGAUAAUGACUGUGAGUGGGAUCUAAAUGAUUCGAGAAGGGCCACAGUACCUGGGUUUGAAUUUGGGAAGUACUCCUGGGCAUCUUACGGCCACAGUCUACCCGUAGAAUUACGGAUGAAGCUUGGACUAAGUCGCCUUCAAAUUGGCUGCAACGAAGAGGCUAUGGUUCAUCUCGAAAUUCUUGGAUUAUUAGAUGAUAUAGGCGAAUGUAGAUCCUUAGAACAUGUUCAUCUUCUUCGUCCAAUAGCUGACCAGUUCCGUGACUCUGGCUUCUAUGAAAACGCGUUGAGUUACUAUCAUCCAUUGGCUAAAAUGCCAGAGGAAACUGACUCCUGGCUAUUAAUCGACAUCGGGAGAUGCUACUUACAUCUAGGAAAUGACAGUGACGCCGAGAAGUACUUUGUCGCCGCUCUUAAUGAAGAUAAUGAUAAUAUUGACGCACGAAUGGAACUGGCGAGAAUUUUCGAGAGAUUAGGAAGGAUGGAAGAGGCAUUCAAUUUGGUUAAUCAGGCAAUGCAAUUGAGACGAAAUGGAUAUUCUGUUGAGGGUUGUCACGAUGGUCACGGAAGAGAUGCCGAAGCAAAACUAAGAAGAAUGCGAAAACCAAGGCCAUCAACAUCAAAGGCUUCCAAAUCAUCAGUCUAUAUGGAUGAGGUAACACGAGCUGAACACUUGAAGGCCCAAUUAAACGUUCUAACCGAAGAGUUGGAUGGUAUGAGAUCUGGUAAUCCAAAGUCUCUCUUUGCUUGGAUGGCUGCAGCAAAAGACUUGACAGAUGAUUUCCGCGGCUUCAAAACAUUCUACCCUUGGGAUAAGUUUAUCAAAUUUAUCGGCUACUCUGGUAACUCGCGCAUUCUAGCAGAGACACCUCUAGACUCGGAUCUCACAGCCAUGGCAGAGCGGUUAACAAAGGGACUUGGUGCCGAUUCUCAAGACGCUCCUCCUACAAAUGUAGAUAUCCCACAAGACUAUCGCGGGAUCUCCUUCAAUACUUGGCUAGAUAUAUUUCUCGAAUACGCAUUGUGUCUUGCACGAAAUGGUAGCGCACACGAGUCUUAUGAGCUCUGUGAAGCUGCAAAGGAUGCCAUUGUUUUUUAUCACUCUCGAGAAGAUAUGUUUUUGAUCAAUAUGGGAUGGUGUAUGUGCGCAUUGUUUUCCAACGACGAGGAAACUUGCGCUUCUGUUGCUCGAUUCUUCAUGAGAGAAUAUCAGUUUACUACUGAUUCAUAUAGGCUAUUUUCAGCUAUGUUACGUAUUUGUCAAUCUCCAGUCUCAUGGUAUAGCUCAGGGCCAACACAAAAAUAUGUUUUGCGACAGAUAAAAGCUAUGGAUCUCGCCUUAGUUGGAGAUGCUUCUAGCGAAAGUAAAAUAGGCGAAAGUGGUACGAACGUACUAACGACUAGGAAUAAUGAUUCAGAAGCUACAGCCGGAAUGGAUAUUCCUCUCUUAAUGCUUUACGGGCAUAUUUUGUAUGCAGGCACGAGUUAUGCCUAUGCUCUCAACUAUUUCCUACGAGCUGAUGCGUUAGACCCGGGAAAUCCUAUGAUAAGCUUAAGCAUUGGCCUUGCGUAUAUACAUCACGCCCUCAAAAGGCAAGCGGAAAAUCGACAACACAGUAUAAUGCAAGGUAUCUCUUUUAUGCAAGCUUAUUAUAAAAACCGCAAGCAGGCGAAAACUAUUGAGGAACGUCAAGAAGCACACUUUAACGUUGCAAGGUGUUACCAUUUACUUGGAUUAGUUCAGCUUGCAAUCCCCUAUUACAUGAGAGUUUUUGACGAGAUCUCUGAUCAAGACUACAAGUCCCGUGAUGAGAACAUAACACUUGAUUCUGCUUACAACCUACAGUCAAUCUUUAUAAUAGCUGGGAAUCAUAAGCUUGCUAAAGAUGUGGCAAACCGCUGGCUAAUAGUUUAG
Messenger RNA from Blumeria graminis f. sp. triticale, 2970 nucleotides. NCBI's taxonomy places the organism in Eukaryota, Fungi, Ascomycota, Leotiomycetes, Helotiales, Erysiphaceae. The record is from the annotation of a GenBank genome assembly.